Messenger RNA from Puccinia graminis f. sp. tritici CRL 75-36-700-3, 462 nucleotides. RefSeq lists its product as uncharacterized. Bases 1 to 462 code for a protein of 153 amino acids. Lineage: Eukaryota; Fungi; Basidiomycota; Pucciniomycetes; Pucciniales; Pucciniaceae. The transcript is spliced from 2 exons. The record is from RefSeq and is a predicted model, not a curated record.
AUGUUUACCGGGUGUUUUGUCCAGGAAACGGCCCAAAAACAACCUGUCACAGGUCGCGGGCUGUCUGGAGCCGCAGUCGCGCGCCUGGCCUGCGCGCUUGGUCGCGUGCGCUCUUCCGACUCGGGUUUGGAGGGAUACCCUCUGAGCGUGGACUCAGAGGUUACAUAUACCCCCAAGUCCUACAUUGUCACCGCCACCUCGUCUUCCCGUCUUCUCGUUUCUUCGAUCGGAUCGACCAUCGUACGAAUCUUCUUGUCAGGUCAUUCGACCGAUGCGAGGGGCACCACUUGGGCCUCACCCAGGCUUGAAACUCCCAACCGCUGCUUCUCAUUGGUUGGAACUGGAGCCUACCACUCCAGGCAAAUGGAAUCGCCAUGGGUCACUCUUCGAGGCUUCGGGCCGAACGCUCGACAGUUCUUCCUGGCUUCUCUUGGUCAUCGGCGCGGUCCUGGUCUAUACUAG